This is a messenger RNA of Cucumis melo (muskmelon), 1821 nucleotides long. Its product is annotated as pentatricopeptide repeat-containing protein At5g18950. The record is from RefSeq and is a predicted model, not a curated record. Gene Ontology annotation, molecular function: protein binding. Bases 1 to 1821 code for a protein of 606 amino acids. The transcript has a single exon. Lineage: Eukaryota; Viridiplantae; Streptophyta; Magnoliopsida; Cucurbitales; Cucurbitaceae.
AUGGUUAAUCUUACAUCUCUUAUGAUCUCCAUUCGCCAAAACUCUCGAUUUGUCAAGAACCUUAGGAUCCACAUUCGGAAUCUGUCGGUCGAAACGAAUGGAGGCAAUAAUGGGCGUGAAGAGAUUGAAUCGAGUGAGAAAUUGUUGAACCUUACUCACCGGAAAGACGUCAGUGAGAUCGCGGCAGAGGUUGGUAAGGUCAUUAGGAGCAAACCCAGAUGGGAACAGAGUCUGCUUUCUGAUUACCCUUCUUUCAAUUUCCACGACCCGUCUUUUUUUAGCGAGCUUUUGAAGCAGUUGAACAAUGUUUUUCUUUCGUUGAGGUUUUUUCUUUGGUUGAGUUCGCAGCCUGAGUUCUUGCCCCAUCCAGUCAGUUGCAAUAAGCUUUUUGAUGCUCUUUUGGAAGCCAAGGCUUGUGCUCCCGCUAAAUCUUUUCUGCAUUCUUUCGAUUUUAGUCCUGAGCCUGCUUCUUUGGAGAAUUACAUUCGAUGUGUUUGCGAGGGUGGAAUAGUUGAGGAAGCUGUUAAGAUAUUUGAUGUGUUAAAAGAGGCCGGUUAUCAUCCAUCCGUUGAGACUUGGAACUUUGCUUUUCAGAGUUGUCUUAAGUUUGGGAGGACUGAUCUUAUUUGGAAACUGUAUGAAGAGAUGAUGGAAGCUGGUGUGCAGAAGGAUGUCGACAUUGAGACUGUGGGGUAUCUUAUCCAGGCAUUCUGCAACGAUAAUAAGGUCUCAAGAGCUUAUGAGAUUCUAAGACAGGUUUUAGAAGAUGGAUUGGCCCCCUGUAACGAUGCUUUCAACAAAUUGAUUUCUGGGUUUUGUGAGGAGAAGAAUUAUCAUAGAGUAUCAGAACUUCUUCACACAAUGAUAGCGAAGAACUGUAAUCCCGAUAUUUUUACCUACCAGGAAAUCAUUAACGGGUUCUGCAAAAAUGGGAAGACUCUGCAGGCAUUUGAGGUUUUUAAUGCCCUGAAGGAUCGAGGAUAUGCUCCUGAUAUGGUCAUGUAUACAACUAUGAUUCAUGGUCUUUGUAAGAUGAGCCGGCUUGAAGAUGCUAGAAGGCUGUGGUUUGAGAUGAUUGAUAAGGGAUUUCGUCCAAAUGAGUAUUCGUACAACACGUUGAUUUAUGGAUUUUGUAAGAUUGGAAAUUUGGAUGAGGCCAUGAAGCUAUAUAAGGAAAUGCUUGAUAGCGGUUAUAAGGAAACCACUCUGAGCUGCAACACAUUGAUUUUAGGUUUGUGUCUACACGGAAGGACAGAUGAAGCAUACGACUUCUUUCGAGAAAUGCCUUGCAAGAGUAUAGUGUGCGAUGUCAUUACAUACAAUACCCUGAUUCAAGGAUUUUGCAGAGAGGGGAAGGUAUUACAGAGCAUAGACCUAUUGAAGGAACUGCAAGCGAAGGGGGUGCAGCCUUCGACUUCCUCUUAUACUCAUCUCAUUCAAAAGCUUUGUCAAUUAGGUAAUGUGCAAGAAGCAAAAGAAAUGUGGAAUGAUAUGCACAAUAGAGGUCUUCAGCCAAUGGUCUGCACUCGUGAUCACAUCAUUAGUGGAUUGUGUGAAAAAGGAUGUGUGGUUGAGGGGAUGGAGUGGUUGAUAACUAUGUUAAAGAGCAAUCUCAAGCCUCAAAAGAAAACCUUUUGUAAGUUGAUUCAGAGUCUCAUUCAAAUAGGUAAAUUAGAUGAUUCUUUAUCAAUCAUAGGCUCAAUGUUUAGAGUUGGUUAUAAACUAGAAGAAGGCAUUCUCAGUCAUCUCUUGGAUAAACUAUGUGAAAACAAGUAUCAUUUUGUUGAAUCAAAAUUAGAGGAAAUUAUAAAUUCCAAUUAG